AUGCUGCUCCCCCUCCCUCUGUCUUUUUUCGCUUUGCUAAUCUUCCCCUUCCCCUCUAACGGGGGCCAGGCGGCGGGGGAAGGAAAAGGCUUUCGGAGAUCGAGAGAUUUUCUUUCUUGGCCGAGGAUGGCCUACGGUGCGUGUUAUCUGAAGGGAGCACGCUUUUUCGACCGCGGUGCUAUGAUUGCCGGAGCCUAUCCUCGUUCCGCCCGCUGGCCUAUUGGGAUAGCAGCCUGCGGGCUUUGCCUGCCCAUUAGAAUAUAA
Molecule: messenger RNA, 264 nt
Organism: Thlaspi arvense
Lineage: Eukaryota; Viridiplantae; Streptophyta; Magnoliopsida; Brassicales; Brassicaceae
Source: the annotation of a GenBank genome assembly